CGUAAUGUUUGUACAUAGGAGCGAUUGGUCGAUCUAGGUCAUGUGACUAAGGUUUGACAGCCGCCAUAUUGUUCAGCUUAAUCCAGGUGAAACAAAAUCAGAGAAAGUGCUUUUGCGUGAAAAUCGACGAAAUGGGUGACGAAAACUUGUUUCCAAGGCUGUGUACGAUACGAAAGUGGCCCGACUUUGCAGGGUUUGGUUUUAACCUUCACGCUGAGAGGGGUCGGGCUGGACAAUAUAUCGGGAAAGUGGAUGACAAUUCGCCAGCCCAGGCGGCGGGUAUGAAAGAAGGGGACAGGAUAGUGGAAGUAAAUGGGACCAAUAUCGGCAACGAAAAUCAUUCGCAAGUUGUCAAUCGAAUCAAAGCAUCAGGGGACGAAGUGACCAUGUUGCUAGUGGACGCCGAAACUGACAAGCACUUCAAAGACCUUAAAAUGGUUGUUUCGAGCGACAUGGACGAGGUAGUUCGAUUGGUGACCCCUCCCCGCUCGGGAGACGAUGUUGAAGAUGGUGAAAAGUCGGCUGAUGAGGAUGACAAGUCAGAUGAUCGACCGCCCAGUGAGGAGCCACCACACUACAGUGAUGUCCAGCAUGACCAGGAAGAGGUGCCAUCUAGCCCUGAACCUGAGCCAGAGCAAGUUGUUACCAAGGCCCCGGUGAAGCAUGACUUCCAUCCACGGCUCUGUCACAUUCGCAAAUGGCCUGAUUUCCAGGGUUACGGUUUCAAUCUGCAUGCAGAGAAGGACAAGAAGGGCCAGUACAUCGGCUUGGUGGAUGCCAACUCGCCUGCAGAGGACGCGGGCCUCAAGAAGGGAGACCGGAUCAUUGAGGUGAACGGAGACAACAUAGAGGAUGUCUCCCACCAGCAGGUGAUCCAGAAGAUCAAGGCAGGUGGCGAGGAGACCAUCAUGCUCGUGGUGGAUCCCGACGCAGACGACUUCUACAAGAACAAUGGCAUCACCAUCACAGUGAACCUUCCGGAGGUCAUCAAAGGGGAGACCAAACCAAGAACUGCUUCAGCCUCUGCCUCCAAGUUCCAGCCACGCCUAUGUCACAUCAUUAAGUGGCCAGAUUUCAACGGCUACGGCUUCAAUCUUCAUGCAGAGAAAGAACAAGGCGGUCAGUACAUUGGCAAGAUUGAUGCAAACUCCCCUGCUGAGGAGGCUGGCCUCAAGGAAAAUGACAGAAUUGUUGAAGUGAACAAUGUUAACAUUGAAAGUGAAUCGCAUGGUCAAGUGAUAAGCAGAAUCAAAGCGGGUGGUGAUGAGACCAAACUGCUGGUUGUGGAUCGUGAGGCAGAUAAUUACUACAAGAGUAAAGGCAUACCAGUGUCCUCAUCUCUUCCCGAAGUUAAACGCAUGUCCACAACAAGGCGCUCUCCAAAACCAGGUUCUGCUGUCACCAAUGGCAGCCAUUCUACCAAAGUGUCACAGAAUGUGUCCCAGCCUGCCAGAACGGAGCCUGCCAAAGUUGCCCCGGCACAGGCCAAUGGGGGCGACCUGUUGUCUAUGAACCUAUCAGCCAAAGAAAUGAGGGAGCGCAUUUCAAAGAAGAAUAAACACGACGCAAAAACAGCCGGUGACUUCAAAUCGAAAUAUGAGAUUUUCCAAAAAAUGUGAUUUGCCUGCGGUUAUUUAAUCUGUGGUCAUGUUAAGUGUGCAAACUUUGAACUGUGCACGAAUUUCUUUGUUAUAUGAUACUUAUAAGAUAUUCUAUAAAGUGAAGAGCAAAAUCUAUUUUCAAUUCAUAUACUAUGUUGGUCAAAUGUUAGUGAGCUUUUAUUUCUUAGUCCAAACUUUUUUCUAUCAUGAUAGAUACAAACUAAGUUUUAUAUCUGUUGUAGAAGUGUGUUGUUCUUUUGUCAAAUUCAGUACAUUCGUCCAAUGUGUUUUUUUACAUAUUAAAGGAUUCCAUCUUUUGGUGCUUAGCUUUAACUUUGUAUUCUUUAUCAAGUAAGACUGGUCUUUCAGUUGAAUCAAAUGAUUGAUGUAAGUUUUUUUGUCGAUUAUUUUUCUGAUAACUUUGGUGUUAAAGUUGAAGGCUCAGAUAAGCUUGACAAAAUGUGUUAUAAUUUGUUUUAUGAUAUGCAGGCUUGAUGCACACAAAAAUGUGAUUUUUUAAGAAUUGUUAUGAAUAAAUAGCGUAGGUUAGUGUAUGUAUGUAUGUAUAUUAAGAGUUUUUGCACAAUGCUGUACGAAAAAACUUGCCAUGGUUUACCUUGUAUGUAACUGAAACUUUAUUCAGCUUUCUAUUGCAUAUGAUAUGGACACAAUACCAAUUUGUUCAUUUUCAUAAGGAAGUUAGAAACUGUAUACUGACUAGCACACUUAAACAUUUACCAAGACAGACUUGACCUGUGGCAUGAGUAUUUACAUACAAUAAUGCACAUAUUAAGUACAGUGAUUGUGUAAAUGGUUUGUGAUGUUGAUUGCCCAAUAUUAUUAUUUCACAUCCUAUAUGGUAACUGAUUUGCCGAAUACCUAUGUUAACAACAAGUUUAUUGUGUAUGCAUGUUACUGACACUCCGGUAUAAUCUGCACCUGACUGCACCUCAUUUGCACAAUCAUGUUGGAUGUUCAUUUCUGUGUGAAGAUAUGCUUUAUAAUGGGUUUUGUGUGACAUGUAAGCCCUGAAGCUUGGUCUCUGUGAUUCAUAGACUUUCACUUAUUGAUAUAAAUAUGUGGAAUGCUUAGAGUAAAUAGAAAUUGAUAAAACAAUAUAUUGUAAUUAUAAUAUACUGUAAAAGCCUUGUUAAAUUCACAGAGUUAAUGCUAUUUUUUGCAGAAAUGUUUUUAAAAUCAUGUUGAAAUGGCUAUAGCUUUACUAGCUUACUGAUACUUACCGGUACUAUUUAUUGGUUUAGUUUGAUCCUUUGCUAAACAAGAGAUGCCAAAAUACAACAACUUACACUUGAAUGAUUUAUUGUGUGUAGAAAGAGCUUGUAUAGAAGUUGUUACAACAUGCAACUUACAACAGGGAAGAACAUUUCUUAUUGUUUGUACUUUUUUUUAAGUUGUGAAACUUUUAAUUAAUGAAAAGUGAUAACUGGUUGUGUACACUUAAAAAGCAUUGAUUGCUUCCCGGUAUUCUUGAAUCUAUUGACACAACUCAUGUAGGUCAUGCUAUGUUUUUUAUCAUCUUUCCUCAUCAUUUUUACAGUAACAAUCCUUUAUACUUGAUUCAGAGCAAUUGUUAAACAUUCCAAGCUUUUUUUUUAUAUGAGCAUUAGAGCAGAUUUUUGAAAUUAUUCCUAUAGUUUCAUUUUAAAUCAAAUGCCAGCAUUAAUUUCUUUCCAUGCGGUUCAGGAAACUGCAUUUUAUCUGUCAAACUGCUGUUAUGAUUCCAGGGCCCUGUAUCCCUUUGCAUGCUGGGAAUUUUGUCGUCUGCUAAAAUGUUGUCUGCUGAAUUUCUAAAAUUAGCAUUUUCUUCGAUUUUUUUUAAAGAGUACUAUCAGAAUAGCAAACAGUUUGGAUCCUGAUGAGACGCCACGUUCGGUGGCGUCUAACCUGGAUCCAAACUGUUUGCAAAGAUCUUCAAAAUUCGGUUCAAGCACUGAAAGAAGUAUUGGUAUCUCUACAUUAGCUCACUAUGGAGAGUAUUUGUAUCAAUGUAUACCGGUAUAUGUUAGAAGUAGUUUAUGUUUAAUCAGAUGUCCUUCUCACACACUAGACCUUUUUGGUUGUGUUUUACAAAUUGAUAUACAAUGUUUCUUUUAGUGGAUGUGUAAUUAAUAAGCCAUAACAUGCUAUUUUUUCAUCAAUAAUUCACUGUGAUCAUGUACUUCUAUUUGUAAUUCAAUAAUGAAUAAAUAUAUAUAUAUGAAAUUAUAUAGGUAACUUAUAGAGUUAUUAUAAAACGAUGUUGUUGUGUUAGUAGCAGCAUAAACCGCUGUAUCAACACAUGCAAGUUCUAAGGCCAUACUUUUAAAACAACAUUGGCCGACUCUUGCAGGUACUUUGUCCCGCCUGUGUUUGCUCAUUUGCAUAUUUUUAUGUUGUCUUACAAAACAUACUGGCUAACUAUUGUUAAUGCAUGUUUAACCAAAGUCUUUGUUAAUUUUGAAAUUAUAGUUAUGUAAAUAUCAGUACAUCCCUAAUCUUUGUGAUAAAGACCUGAUACAGACCCUACCAAUAUCUAUGCUUUUGCCAGAUCUGAGGUUACAAAUUCCUGUCACAUCCGUGUACGUUCCCCAGAUGUCUGUUCUUGUUCGUAUUCAGAUUUUCAGACCAUCCUCAUUCUUGUUCUUUGCAAAAGCACAUCCCAAAUUAUGGAAAAAAACACGAAUCAUGCUUUUAUCAGAUCGAUGCAUAGAAGUGUUCAAUAAAAGUUUACUUCUUGAUUGCUUUCAUUGAGCUGUUACAAAGGUAAGCAUCUAUGCAUGGAACAUGCAAUUAAUUACCAUAAUUGCCUAAAUACCUAACAAUCUGUGCACAACAGCUACAUUCAUGACAACACCCUGUUCCCACUAGUUCUGUUGGUGUUGGGUUACUAUGGUCACUAGGCAACAAGGUCAACUGUUGGUUGUGGAAUGUGUCGAGUUGAGGCAUGUAAAGCUCUGCACUAUAUGGGUAGAAUGCUCUUAAAUUCAUAUUGAAGGUUAUGUUGAUUAUAGUUUAUCAAAGUUUAAAGUUUUCAAAACUGUAUUAAAGGUUAUGUUCUUAAGUAUGUAACGAAGGUUCCUUUAUCUGUAUUGAAUACCAUACUGGGUUACAUUUUUCCAUUGGCUGAUAUACACAGAGUAAAAUGUAUUAACCUACAUAAUUUAGAUAACAUCGUAGCUUUUUUUCAGUGUAAUUCAUAUUUUGAAAAGUUUGAAAUCUCGUUAACAAAGCAAUUUUCAUGUCCAUUGAUUUACUCAAAAAACAUUUUUCAGCUCAAAGAUGUCAGUAAUGCUGUCUUGUUGGUUGUGUACUGUACUACAUUUGUAUGUUCUGUUAGAGAUGCACGCCUCACCAAUAUGUUGUGGCAUGAUUUACAUUACACUUGUGAUGUGGGUAUAAUGCUAAAGCUGUUAUGUAUAUGUUGGCCAGUGCCUGUUUUGUAUGUGACAUAUUCAUCAUAUCCUAAUAUUCCAGGAACAAAGUAUCUAUAUAUAUAUAUAAAUAUUUUGUUACAAUAAAGACAAUUAUUAUA
Dreissena polymorpha is the source of this 5133-nucleotide messenger RNA. Its product is annotated as Na(+)/H(+) exchange regulatory cofactor NHE-RF1-like. The transcript is spliced from 5 exons. Gene Ontology annotation, biological process: protein localization to plasma membrane. NCBI's taxonomy places the organism in Eukaryota, Metazoa, Mollusca, Bivalvia, Myida, Dreissenidae. Gene Ontology annotation, cellular component: apical plasma membrane. The record is from RefSeq and is a predicted model, not a curated record. Bases 132 to 1619 code for a protein of 495 amino acids. Gene Ontology annotation, molecular function: protein-membrane adaptor activity; protein binding.